Molecule: messenger RNA, 1195 nt
Organism: Caenorhabditis sp. 36 PRJEB53466
Lineage: Eukaryota; Metazoa; Nematoda; Chromadorea; Rhabditida; Rhabditidae
Source: the annotation of a GenBank genome assembly
AUGGUGAGUCACAAGUCGAAGGGCUCAAAGUCUCCCGUUCGAAAUGAGAUGAAAGUCAAGAGAAUUGUCUAUCAAAUGAGUAGAACACUUUACAAAACCGAUGCUGGAGAUGAUUUUCAGAAAGUGUAAGUUGGAGAAACCUCCAGUCAUAGCAGUGUAAUCAGAUAAUUUCAGAAUAGAGUCGAUGUCUAUGAAUGAAAGUGAUAAGAAGGCGGGGUUUGAGGGAUUCCUUAAGGUUCAGCAUAUAAUCAAAGAGUCUCUGAAAGAGCAAAUGCGGUUUGGAAGAUCCGAUGAGCCGCUGCUCUCUUUGUUAACGGCGGAGCAGACGAGAUGUGUAAAGCAUAUGAGUGUGUUUCAAUUUUUAUGAUUUUCCACAAAUGUUUAUUCGCUUCCUUUCAGUGAAAUUAUCGGAAUCCGAUACCCCAUCCACUUCCCGAUCGCAGCCAACGAUUGCUGAAGAUUAUGAUGGACCCGGGAGGCCUGGAGAGAAGAUUGUGGCCAGAAAAGUGAAGGUGGUCGAGGAUGGGGAUGCUCCAAACCAUCGGAUCCAGUUCAAUAUUCCUCGACUGGAUGUUCACAGUCUUCGAGAUGAAGAUCCGGAUGAUGACGUGGAAUAUGUGAGCAGCCGGCCAGGAAGGUCUUCGAGCAGACUACCUGCGGAGCCUCAAGUGCAAAUACCUCGUGUGACUCAGACCCAGACUCAGAGCCCGAUCUCAAUUCUCAAGAAAAUAAAGUCAAGACCAAGGCCAAUAGAGAAAAGUGAUGCUCAGAUCCAGACCGAUCAAGUUGAGCCGCUCGCACCGCCCGAAAAAGUCGAUGUAGGUCCUUUAACUUUUUAGAGAUUUUGAACAAAUUUUAACAUUUGCAGAUGGCAGACACAGGAACCAAUUGUCGGCUGUUGACGUCUCCGAAAUUCGAGGAUAAAGAGGAAGUGGGCAAAGAAGUCGUUCAAGACGAUCCACGGAUUUGCUCUCCGAUGAGCAUAGCCACGGAGAUCAGUGAAGGGGAAGUCACUGCGGCUUCUGGAAAGAACGUCGUCGUCGUCAGAAGCGAUGGAAGCAUCGUACAGCCUGAGCACUUUCAUGAAGACGUUUACUUUGGCGAUUCAGAAUCCGACAUCCUGAGAGCCACGUCAUCUAGUCCGCUUAGAGUUUUAGAAGUUGAUAUGUCGAUCUCCUCCACACAUUCUCAUUGA